Messenger RNA from Poecilia latipinna (sailfin molly), 768 nucleotides. Its product is annotated as MOB kinase activator 3A-like. Bases 1 to 360 code for a protein of 119 amino acids. NCBI's taxonomy places the organism in Eukaryota, Metazoa, Chordata, Actinopteri, Cyprinodontiformes, Poeciliidae. The transcript is spliced from 3 exons. The record is from RefSeq and is a predicted model, not a curated record.
AUGAAGCUUCCUGAGACGAAGCCAAACGAGCUGAAGUAUGGAGACAAACGGGUAGUUUGUUGUGAACAUGUUUUAUGUUUGGUGCAGACAGUAAGAAAGAGAGUCUCUCCUUCUGCUGCUCCCCCAGGUACUCCUUUCCCUAAGUGCUUCAUGCAGGUGGCUAAGAAGAUUUUGUCUCGUCUGUUCCGGGUGUUUGUCCACGUCUACAUCCACCACUUCGACCGGGUCUCCCAGAUGGGCGCUGAGGCGCACGUCAACACCUGCUACAAGCAUUUCUAUUACUUCGUCACUGAGUUCAACCUGACGGACCACAAAGAACUGGAACCCCUGAAAGAGAUGACUGCUCGAAUGUGCCACUGAGGGAUCUGAGGACACGCUGGACACGUCCAUCCGUCCAUCUCCAUGACUGAAUCAGAGAGAGAAAUGGGAGCAAAGAAAUCCAGAGUCUAUUUUUAUAUUUAAGUACUGUAAUCUAUUUUAUCCACAUUCUUUAGGUUUUCAACAAGAAUGUUCUCGUGUGAGGCAAACUAUUCCUUUAAAAAAGAAAAAAAAAACAAAAGAAAAAAAAGCUCUUGCAGACAUGUUAUCAGAUCACAGUAUUAAGAGGCAUAUGUUUGUGUUCAUGUUUUUCUAUUUUAUUUCAGUCGUUCCACCAGGCUAUCUCCUUCCUCUCGGUUUAAAAUGAUCUGAAAUUAGAUUUUUAUUUCUGACUGUAAGUCUUAAAAAUCACUAUGUUGUUACAUUAAAGUGAUUUCUAAUCUGUUUUAA